Molecule: messenger RNA, 1029 nt
Organism: Cynara cardunculus var. scolymus (artichoke)
Lineage: Eukaryota; Viridiplantae; Streptophyta; Magnoliopsida; Asterales; Asteraceae
Exons: 2
Coding region: 1-1029 (342 amino acids)
Source: RefSeq, a predicted model, not a curated record
AUGGCCGAUGAGCAGACUUUACGUCAAUUGGCAACCCAAGACGUUGUUCAAACUCCAAUUUGUAUCAGGUAUCCGACAGGUAAUCAAAACUUUGUUCUUAAGACUGGCUUGGUCCAUCUCUUACCUACAUAUCACGGGUUAGAGAAUGAGGACCCUAAUAAGCAUUUAAAGCAAUUCCAUAUUGUUUGCUUGAGCAUGAAACCGGCCGAGGUUACAGAGGACCUUAUAAAGUUAAAGGAUUUUCCUUUUUCUUUAAAGGACCGGGCUAUUGAUUGGUUAUACUCGUUACCACCUGAUUCGGUAACGACGUGGAACCAAAUGGCGAGGCUAUUUCUAGACAAAUUCUUUCCUGCCUCCCGAGCCGCUAACCUCCGUAGAGAGAUUUGUAGCAUUAAGCAACGAGAUGUUGAAACUUUCCAUGAAUAUUGGGAGAGAUUCAAACAUCUCUGUGUGCGUUGUCCACAACAUGGAAUCUCGGAACAAUUGCUCUUGGAAUACAUUUAUGAGGGUCUCCUACCUAUGGAUAGGAAGAUGAUUGAUGCCGCUAGUGGCGGUGCCAUGUUCAAUAAGACCCCAACCGAGAUUAGAGCUCUAAUCACUACCAUGGCCGAGAAUUCCCAACAAUUUAGUCUUGUAGUUGAUAAAGAACAGGUGAAAGCUUGCGGCAUAUGCUUGGCUACGGGCCAUCCAACUGAUGCAUGCCCACAACUUCAAGAGGAUGUGUUGGUGACGGCCGAAAACAUGAACGCUAUAGGAGGUUAUCAAGGUCAGCCACAACCACAACAAAGAUUCUUCAACAAMAAUUUUGGCAACCAAAGACCUCCUCAAUUUCAGAAUUUUGUGCAAAGGCCGCCACAACAACAGUUUCAGCAAAGAGCACCCUUCAAUCUGAAUCGAGCUACUUCUAGUAGCCCAGGUAUGUCCCUUGAAGACAUUGUCAAGAAUUUAGCUGCUAAUACUCUUCAAUUCCAACAAAAAACAGAGGCAAGCAUUCAAAAUUUGGGAGCUCAAAACUUGCCACCUCCGUGA